Penicillium subrubescens is the source of this 1862-nucleotide messenger RNA. Its product is annotated as translation initiation factor eIF2B subunit gamma. Lineage: Eukaryota; Fungi; Ascomycota; Eurotiomycetes; Eurotiales; Aspergillaceae. Gene Ontology annotation, cellular component: guanyl-nucleotide exchange factor complex; eukaryotic translation initiation factor 2B complex. The transcript is spliced from 4 exons. The record is from RefSeq and is a predicted model, not a curated record. Gene Ontology annotation, biological process: cytoplasmic translational initiation. Gene Ontology annotation, molecular function: translation initiation factor activity; guanyl-nucleotide exchange factor activity. Bases 189 to 1862 code for a protein of 557 amino acids.
AGGGGUCGCGGCCAAUUUCAGAGCUUUGAACGCAAGUCACCGUCAUAGCAGACUUGGAGAAGCUCUUGCGAAGCUUUUGUCCUAACUACAUCUCCCGAGCCACGUCCAGCCCAGCAAUUGUCCAUCCCACUUUUGCCGCGGGGCUCACUCGUUCGACCAAACCUACACUCGACCAGAGAGUCAGCAUAAUGCCGCCCCCUUCGGCAGUCGUUCCUGGGGUAGGCAUUCAGGCCUUGAUUCUGUGCGGACCUGGAGUUUCCCUCAACACGUUCACCACAAAUGAGGAAUACCCUAAGGCACUGAUUCCCUUGGCCAAUCGGCCAUUGAUCUAUUACCAGCUAUCAUGGCUGAAGAAAUCAGGCAUUACUGACAUUACAUUGAUUACACCUCCCUCGACCGCCGCUCCUCUUCAGGCCGCACUUCAACAAAACCCCCACCUUACCUCUCUACCGUCGCCAUCGCCCUCAGUCCUUGCACCAAAAGGUCUCGAUCUCAACAUGGGAACCGCAGAGCUGCUCCACGGACUUCCUUCUCCUUCCUUGCGACUUGGUGUGCGAAAUCCCCGGCGAGUCGCUUCUGGAAGCUUGGAUGUGCUUUGGGAGGCUCCUCUACCGUCUCCGAAGGACGGAAUGCUCACGGCCCAGCCUCUUCUGGACCUGGCGGCGAGAAGGAGAGGUCGUCGCGGUGGUCUGACUGUAUUCUAUCAAACGCAAAACCGUGAAGAAUCAGUUAAGGGCGAAGGUACCGACUUUUUGGCUAUCGCACCUCUCGACGAUGACGAGGCGCCGGCAGUAUCGCAUGCUGUUGACGGUCCUGCCGCGCUGAGACACAAUUUGUCCAAGGUUGUACUGUCUAUGCCUAUGGCAACCGUGAAGGAGAAGAUGGAACAGGACAAGGGUCUGCUUCUUCGCCAUUCGCUCACAAAGAAGCACCCUCGUGUGAAGAUGCUUAGCACCUUCAGAGAUGCCCACCUUUACAUCUUCCCAUACUGGGUUAAGGAAUUGGCCCUUCGACAAGAAACCUUCCAGUCAGUCAGCGAGGACCUGGUUGGGUUCUGGGCUAAGGCUGAAUGGCAGCGGGGACUCGGCGAGAAGUUGGGAAUGGACGAGAUCUUCCAUCGAGAAAAUGGUGCUCAUGCCGAAAAUGGAAGCUUCGAUGGUGAAUCAAUAGAAGAGGAGAUCGAUCUUCUCGCCAUGUCCACCACUAGCUCAAGGCCAAACAUCAACGUGGCUCGACCCCCUCCAACCUCGUCCUUUGCAUCCCGAGUGUCCAAUGUCUCGAGUGACGCCGAGAAACCAGAGUUGAAGAUUCCUCCACUCCUGGCUUACGUGCAGCGCGGAUCUGCACCAUUCGUCCGCCGUGUUGAUAGCAGUGCGAUCCUGCUCUCUACGGCUCUCCGUCUGGCUAAGCUCGAGUCUAUCGAGGAAGCCGGUGCGGCCGCUUCACCCUUCGCCCUCCCUCAAAAGAUCGCACACCCUGAGGGUAUCGCUCAGCGAACCACGAUCACCAAGUCCGACUGCCUGGUUGGUCAGAAUACCACGGUCGAGUCAAAGUGUGUGAUCAAGGAAAGUGUGAUAGGUGCGAAUGUGAAGAUCUGUUCCGGCGCUCGCUUGCAAAGGUGUCUGAUCAUGGAUGGCGCCGUCGUGAAUAGCUCUUGCACACUUACCGGCUGUAUCGUCGGCCGCAGAGCGGUUAUUGGCAAGGACUCAGUUCUCAAGGACAGCGAGGUUGGCGAUGGAUACCUUGUUGAGGAAGAGACCGACGCCAAGAAUGAAAAGUUCAUGAUCUUUGAGGGUCUGGAGGAUGAUGAGGAGAUGGGUAGCGCUGGGGAGUUUGAUGGAGAGGACGAGCUGGGAUUCUAA